AUGCGCAAGACUCAUGGUCCCAAGGGCGCGGACUGGUACGCCAAGGGAGUCAAGACUGUCGAGGACAAGUGGGAGCUUCUCCCAGCUUUCCUCAAGGUCAAGGGUCUUGUCAAGCAGCACCUCGACUCGUUCAACUACUUCGUCCACACCGAUAUCAAGGCUAUCCUGCAUGCCAACGCGCUCGUGCAGUCGGACGCCAACCCCCGGUACUACAUCAAGUACACCGACAUCCGCAUUGGUAGGCCACUACGCAAGGAGGUCGGCGCGGUCAACCAGCGCUUGACACCCAUGGAGUGCCGUCUCACCGACAACACUUACUCUGGCGGCAUCUACGUCGACAUCGAGUACACGCACGAGGAUAAGAUCCGCAAGCAGCAGGGCAUCCAUAUCGGUCAGCUGCCCAUCAUGCUGCGGUCCGAUCUCUGCCACCUCGCAAACAGGGGAGAAGCAGAGCUCGCACGCAUGGGCGAGUGUCCCCUCGACCCCGGUGGUUAUUUCGUUGUCAAGGGCACAGAGAAGGUCAUUCUCGUACAGGAGCAGCUGAGCAAGAACCGUAUCAUCGUCAUGGCCGACCCCAAAAAGGACGUCGUCACCGCAGAAGUCACCUCGUCGACCCACGACCGUGUCGUCAAGACAUAUGUCACUACGGCGAAAAAGUGCAUCUACCUGAGGCAUAACUCGUUCCGCGACCCCAUUCCUAUCGUCAUCGCCCUCAAGGCUAUGGGCCUCACGAGCGACAAGGAGAUUCUUCAGAUGACCUGUGGUUCGGAUGAGCGGUAUCAGGAGGCGUUUGGUGUUUCUCUUGAGGAGGCGACUAGGCUCAAGAUCUUGACUAAGCGCCAGGCGCUCGAGUGGAUCGGGCAACGGGUGUCGCCAAACCAGGACAAGGACGACCGUUCGGCUGGGCAGAAGCUCACUGUCGCCGACGUCGCCCAGCAGGCGCUCGCGACCAUGGUUCUUGGUCACGUUCCGGUCAGCAACAUGAACUUCAGGCCAAAGUCGAUCUACCUGUGCACCAUGACCCGCCGCGUGCUCAUGGCGAUGGUCGACCCUAACAUGGUUGACGACCGUGACUACGUCGGCAACAAGCGCCUGGAGUUGGCAGGCCAGCUGCUCUCGCUUCUGUUUGAGGACUCGUUCAAGACCUUCAACUCGGAUCUGAAGAAGCGCAUGGACAAGAUCCUGGAGAAGAAGUCGCGUGCUGGACCGUUCGACGCGUCGUCGCUCGUGCGCGUUGGCGGUAGCGACAUCAUCACGUCAGCAUUUGUGCGCUCCAUCUCCACCGGCAACUGGUCGCUCAAGCGUUUCCACGUCGAGAGGGCAGGUGUCACCCACGUCCUCUCGCGCUUGUCGUUCAUCGCUGCGCUCGGUAUGAUGACGCGUAUUACUUCUCAGUUCGAGAAGACCCGCAAGGUUUCCGGUCCACGUGCACUGCAGCCGUCUCAGUGGGGAAUGCUCUGUACGUCCGACACGCCCGAAGGAGAAGCCUGUGGUCUUGUCAAGAAUCUCGCCUUGAUGACUCACAUCACCACCGACACGCCGGAAGACCCGCUCAUCAAGCUCGCCUUCAUGCUCGGCGUGGAGGACAUUAACCUCAUGACUGGCAACGAGCUGUACCGUCCUGGCGUGCACCUUGUCCAGGUUAACGGUAGCCUCAUCGGCGUCACAUCACUGCCGAAGCGCUUCGUUCGCACCUUCCGCAGAUUGCGCCGCGCUGGCCGGACGUCCGAGUUCGUCUCGAUCUUCAUAAACACGCACCAGCGUGUGAUCUACAUCGCGUCGGACGGCGGCCGUAUCUGUCGUCCACUGAUCAUCGUCGAGAACAGCCGGCCCAAGGUCACGCAGGAGCACAUGCGGCUGCUCAAGGAGGGCAAGGUCACUUUCGACCACUUCCUGCGCUCCGGGCUCGUCGAGUACCUCGACGUCAACGAGGAGAACGACUCGUACAUGGCUUGCUAUGAGCACGAGAUUACUGAGGACACGACUCAUCUCGAGAUUGAGCCGUUCACCAUCCUCGGCGCCGUUGCCGGCCUAAUCCCCUACCCUCACCACAAUCAGUCUCCGCGUAACACCUACCAGUGCGCCAUGGGCAAGCAGGCCAUUGGCGCGAUCGCGUAUAAUCAGCUCAACCGCAUUGACACCCUCCUCUACCUUAUGACGUACCCCCAGCAGCCGAUGGUCAAGACCAAGACGAUCGAGCUUGUCGGAUACGACAAGCUUCCUGCCGGCCAGAACGCAACCGUCGCCGUUAUGUCGUACUCCGGCUACGAUAUCGAAGACGCGCUUAUCGUCAAUCGCGCCUCGGCGGACCGCGGCUUUGGGCGUUGCCAUGUUCUUAAGAAGCAGACUAUUCCCCUCAGGUCGUUCCCGAACGGCACAUCCGAGCGUCUUGCGAUGCCGCCGGCUGAGCUGCGUCCAGACAGCCAUAACUGGCUGGACAACGAUGGCCUCGUGGCGCCUGGAUCGGUUGUGGCGCAGGGUGAUGUGCUUGCUGCACGAGAGACUCCAAUCGACACGCGCGGUGCCGGCGGGCCUGGCUCAACAUUCAAGCCAUCGCCUGUGGUGCACAAGCUGCCUGAGGCUGCGCUCAUCGACAAGGUCAUGGUGACAGACACGGAGGACGGAAACCAGCUCAUCAAGAUCCUCACUCGCCAGACGCGUCGCCCCGAGCUCGGCGACAAGUUCUCUUCUCGUCAUGGUCAGAAGGGUGUGUGCGGUCUUAUCGUGCCGCAACAAGACAUGCCUUUCAACGAUCUCGGCAUUUCGCCCGAUAUUAUCAUGAACCCGCACGGUUUCCCGUCACGUAUGACGGUCGGCAAGAUGAUCGAGCUCCUCUCCGGCAAGGCGGGCGUGCUGUCGGGCAAGUUGCAGUACGGCACGGCGUUCGGCGGCUCCAAGGUCGUGGACAUGAGUCAGAUCCUCGUGGACAACGGCUUCAGCUACGCCGGCAAGGACAUGCUGCAGUCCGGCAUCACGGGCGAGCCGCUCGAGUGCUACGUCUACUUUGGCCCGAUCUACUACCAGAAGCUCAAGCACAUGGUCAUGGACAAGAUGCACGCGCGUCCGACGGGUCCGCGUGCCAACCUGACGCGCCAGCCGACAGAGGGUCGAUCGAAGGACGGUGGUCUGCGUCUUGGUGAGAUGGAACGCGACUGUUUGAUCGGCUACGGCGCGACACAGCUGCUGCUUGAGCGUCUCAUGAUCUCGUCGGACGCGUUCGACGCACAGGUUUGCGAGGCGUGCGGCAUGCUCGCGUACUCGGGAUGGUGCAAGGGGUGCGCGAGCUCCAAGGCCGUCGUGAAGAUCACGAUGCCGUACGCCGCGAAGCUCCUCAUCCAGGAGCUGCUCGGCAUGAACAUCCUCCCCAAGCUCAUGAUGGAGGACACGGUGUAG
Messenger RNA from Cutaneotrichosporon oleaginosum, 3393 nucleotides. RefSeq lists its product as uncharacterized. Gene Ontology annotation, molecular function: DNA binding; ribonucleoside binding. The record is from RefSeq and is a predicted model, not a curated record. NCBI's taxonomy places the organism in Eukaryota, Fungi, Basidiomycota, Tremellomycetes, Trichosporonales, Trichosporonaceae. Gene Ontology annotation, cellular component: RNA polymerase III complex. Gene Ontology annotation, biological process: DNA-templated transcription.